This is a messenger RNA of Dinoponera quadriceps, 3621 nucleotides long. Its product is annotated as methyltransferase-like protein 13. NCBI's taxonomy places the organism in Eukaryota, Metazoa, Arthropoda, Insecta, Hymenoptera, Formicidae. The coding region runs from base 234 to 2321 and encodes 695 amino acids. The record is from RefSeq and is a predicted model, not a curated record. The transcript is spliced from 8 exons.
UCUUGUCCAGGCAGUCGAGGACAGUCAGAUCGUAACAAUAUCGAAUUCGAAGAGAAAUAUUUGUGUCUUUAUUUUCAAGUUUAAUGUAUAACGGACUUGAUAAGUUUAUAUAUCAGAUUUUUCUCUAGCAAGCGUUCUAUGUAUUCUUAAAUUUUGUAUACAGUGUAUAAUAUAAUUUUAAAAUCUAACCUAAUAUAAAUUUAAACAUUGUGCGUCUUUGCCAUUUAUAAAACAUGAGUCGGAAAAUGAGGAAGAAGCACGUGAAUAAUUGGCUGUGCAAACCGAAGAAGGAGAAGAACAUAAAUCUUCUACCGAAAACGCAUGAAGAAUUCAGUCAUGCGGAAUAUUGGAAUGAGUUUUUCGAAAAACGUGGCGAAAAAGCCUUUGAAUGGUACGGCGAAUUUUCACAAUUGUUUCACUUUAUUUUAAUAAAUAUCAAAUGGAAGGAUGACAUUUUAGUUGUUGGUUGUGGAAAUUCUAAGCUAAGUAUGUCAAUGUACGAUAAAGGUUACAGAAAUAUCACUAAUAUCGAUAUAUCACACAUUGUCAUCAAACAAAUGCAAGAUAUAAAUAAUGCUAAAAGACCAGACUUAGUGUUUGAACACAUGGAUGCCACCCAAAUGACGUAUCCUGAUGAGAAGUUCGAUAUAGUUCUAGAUAAGGGUACAUUGGAUGCUUUAAUGCCAGACAAUGAGCAGGCUGCAGUACUGAAACAGCUGCGUACAGUGGAAAAAUAUUUUGAGGAAAUUAAACGAGUGUUACGCCAUGGUGGCAAGUACAUGUGCGUAUCGUUACUGCAGGAGCACAUUCUUAAAGAGCUCUUGUCUUAUUUCCCUACUUCAGGCUUCAUGUUUAACAUAUCUCGAUGCCAUCAAGUAGAAGCAAAGGCACGAAUGGAAGAGGGCAUCUCAUAUCCAGUUUUCAUGGUCAUUGCGACGAAAGCCACCCAAUUACCAAAGGAUCUUAUUUUGCUCGAGCUUGCAUUGACCGACGACACACCUGAACGCGUAUCAUCCACGAACGACAUGAUGUCCGCAAUAUUGUGCGCGCAACAGUCGGCGAUGAUUUGCAGCAGUCUUCGUAAUAAAAACACCACUAAAGUGGGUGAAAUAAUCUUUGACCUGUAUCGGCCAAAGGAAAAACUUCCGCGUUAUACCGUCUGCGUUCUCGAACAGCCGCGCAUACGCAAAGCGAAGACAUAUGCGGCAUUUAUAGUCCCACAAGGAAGGGAGAUGGAUUGGUUGUUCUGUACGAAGGAGGGGCGGCUGCAGGUUUUGGAUAACACGGGGCGAGAGAGGCUCGCGAUCUUCAUCUUAAACAGAGAGCACAAAUUCGAGAGUUUGGAUGCCGUGCAAGCCGAGCUGGCAGAAUGCGUGCGCAAUCUAGCACCAGCCGGUCUCUGCGGCGUGAGCGAUAUCCCUUACUUGUCCUUGGGACCAGACAUUGCAGUUCGCAGCGUUUGCUACGAGGGAGACAGCAUUAUGAGCGGGCCGUUUGUGGUCGAAGAUAUAAAGAAAGACGGCCAUAAGUUCAGACGGCUCGUGUUCUUGAGUAAUCCCUACGUUAUCCAGAGCGAGAUGAGGUUUAUGAAAUCUAAAAACGUACAUAAAAAGGGGAAGAAGCUCGAUUUUGGAUUUCUAGCCUGUGAGCAUCAUGUAUAUAUGAGCGCCGGUGUAAACACAGUGAUAGAUAUCAACGAGCCGGACGAGAUUAUGAUUAUAGGUCUAGGGGGUGGUGGACUUUGCUCGUUUUUGCAUCAUUGUUUUCCCAAACUGAAAAUUACUGCUGUUGAAAUCGACGACGCAAUGCUGGAAGUGGCCACCAAGUAUUUCAAUCUCAUUCUUGACGACAGAAUGAAAGUGGAGAUCGCGGAUGGAAUCGAAUUUAUCAGAUACAGUAUACGCUGUAAGAAGAAGUACAAGGCUAUACUGUUCGACAUCGACAAUAAAGAUACCACUGUCGGGAUGAGUUGCCCGCCCAGAGAGUUUCUCGAUUCGACGCAGUUGGAAGCGGUCGCGAACCUCUUGACGGAAGACGGCAUUUUCAUCUUGAACCUGGUCAGCAGAGACUUAGAUUUGAAAAACAAGGCAAAGAGAGCCUUACGGUUGGCGUUCCAGUCGAUCACUUGUUACGCUAUUCAGGGUGAAGUGAACGAAAUCAUCAUGUGUUCCCUGGAAAAGAAGGAUAAGAAGGAAUGGGGGGACAUACUGAAACUCGCCGUUGCCAACCUGAACAAGCAAGCUGCCGCGAGAAAAUUAUCCUCUUUCGAAGAAGCAUUCGACGUCUCCGCACUUUUGGAAAGUCUGUCUAAGGAAUUUUAAUCUUUCUAUACAAAAACUUCAUCUUCUUCAUCCCCCUAGAAUCAAAUCCUGUUUCCUUCGACAUGUGCCUCAGUCAAGUUCUUGAAAGACUGAGGUCCAGCUUUCGCUCCAUCUUUUGAUCUUCUUGGCGGUCUUUUGGGAUUUAGGUUUCGUACAAUUUUGACCAAACGAUUCUCAUCCAUACAAUCCACAUAGUCUCUUCGCUCUCUUCUCCUCCCUCUAGCCCAUCUCGCUACAUCCCUUAUCUCAUCAUUUCUUCGGUCAAGAAGCGUGUUUUCAGUGAUUUGUUUUACGUUGAGUAUGUAUCUCUGUUGUUCGAAGAUUUUCGGUGCGAGUAGUAUCCGCCCUUGUUUCCACUGCAUACGCCAUAAUCAGGCGUAAAAGGUUGAUAUCAGGUCCACAAAACACAUAAAGACUGGCUUGUUGAAUUCAAUAGCUUUUUCUACGAGUUGACGUAUGACAAAUAUUACAUCCUCGGUGGACCUAUUGGGCCUGAAUCUCUGUUAUUCUGCACGAAUACGUUUCUCACAAUAAAUAAUUAAAAUUACAAACGUAAUGUUUUAUGCGUCUCAACGUAUGUAUUCCAUCAAUGCGCUAUAGCGAUUCAUAGACGGGUUGAAGAAAGAAAGCACAAAAAUCAUGUAUGGUAUAUAUUGUAUGACGAGUCUUUUGGCAACUUUAUUUCUUCAUCAAUUCAUUAUACGCGCAACGUGCAUUACUUUCAUAUAUAUUUACAGGCGUACAAUUUAAUUACAAGCGAUGAUUAAAAUUCAGGCGCAUGAGUAACAAUCGUUACAAUAAUUGACUAAACAUUCAACGAUAGGCGCAAAUGAUCUUAAGUAUAUUCUCUUUUUCCACGCACGCGUACACGCAUAUUUUUCGCUCUCUCUUACAUACUUAUUCUAAUACAAAAUUUCGAUGAACAUCCAGAGAUACUCGUUCGAAUAUUCACUCGGAUACAUUGUAAAUUUCUCUCGAAAUUGCAGGGGAGGACACGUCUAUAGCAGAAAAGAAGGAAAUAAAUAAAUAUUUAUAAACGUAAAAGUAUAAAAUUAACGGUUUUCACUCUGUAACACGGAUACAUAAAACAGGCGCACUUAAUGAAUUAAUGUUGAGGAUGACGCAAAGAAGUGGAGAGUCGAUCUCUGGGCGAAAAUAAAUUCACUACUUAAUGUCAUUUAAUAUCAAGAUCAUAUUUUCAUGAGAUCAAAAUGUACACACGAAUGACGAAUAACGAUUUCGAAUGUAUAAUAUAUAUGAUCGUGUAUACGUUAUCAAAUAUAACACACACACAUAUACA